This is a messenger RNA of Branchiostoma floridae (Florida lancelet), 1893 nucleotides long. Its product is annotated as xaa-Pro aminopeptidase 3-like. Gene Ontology annotation, molecular function: metalloaminopeptidase activity; manganese ion binding. Bases 266 to 1780 code for a protein of 504 amino acids. The transcript has 8 exons. Lineage: Eukaryota; Metazoa; Chordata; Leptocardii; Amphioxiformes; Branchiostomatidae. The record is from RefSeq and is a predicted model, not a curated record. Gene Ontology annotation, cellular component: mitochondrion.
AUUGCACAUGCUGGGUGGCGCUGUUGUACAAGUACAUGUGUUGUACGUGCGGUUCCACUCGUGUUUUAAUUUACUACUCGUAAAUUUCAGUAUUUGAGUCGCCAUGCGGACAUAACAAGGGGAAACGGACGAUAGUAAGGGUCUCAGUUCUGUGGGAUUCUCAGGGAGAGCUCCAUAAGGGACUCUACUCAGGACAAAACAACUUAUUCAGGGAGCAUGUCCUAGGCGAAGCAGUCUUGAUCACGUGGGAACAGGACGGGCCAAGAUGUUCUCUUCAUUAUCCUCCAAGGUGCUGAAGAAUUUGUGUAAUUAUAAGAAUGUUUUCCCAGAUGUGCGAGGGUCAGGCAUUUUGAUUACCUUAGGCCACAUCAAUACUCGUUUCUCAAGAAAACUUUCCUUAAGUUCUCCCGUACUUGUGAGAACUCUCCGUUACCUGGGUCAGCCGACCUCGCAGACCCACCCUCACCUCGUGCGACCCGGGGAGGUCACCGCGGGAAUCCAGCAGGAGGAAUUCCGCCGGCGCCGAGGUCAGCUGAUGUCCGCCGUCAAGGAGCAUCAUGGGAAACAGAGUAGACACGUCGUUAUCAUCGUGUCCAGCCCGGUAAAGUACAUGGCCGUGGACGUACCCUACCCUUUCCGACAGGACCCAAACUUCCUCUACCUCAGCGGGUUCAAGGAACCCAACAGUGUGCUAGUGCUCGAAUCUUGCCCUGGAGAUUCUCCGACCAAUCACAGAGCGACGCUGCUGGUUCCCGAGCGGAAUCCCGAGCGCGAGCUGUGGGACGGACCGCGCUCCGGCACGGACGGGGCCCUGCAGCUGACCGGAGUGGACCAAACGUUGAAAAUUGACGACCUCGGCAGGUUCCUGGUCCAGUUCAGGACUCAGGAUUGGACGGUGUGGUUUGACCACCUCAAACCGGUUCACAGACAGCUGUGCGAACAGAUCAAGACGUCGCUUCUCCAGCCGAGAACGCUGGAGAGCAAAGCACCAACUCAGCAGGUGAGCAGGUUCGUGCAGCAGCUCCGAUUGGUCAAGUCUUACAGCGAGGUGGCUCUGAUGAAGAAAGCGUCGGACAUCACGGCGCAGGCCUUCACAGAGGCGAUGCGGUUCUCAUUUCCCGGCGUUAGCGAGGCCCAGCUGCAGGGGAAGCUGGACUACGAGUGUCGCAUGGACGGGGCGGACAUGCUGGCGUACCCGCCGGUGGUCGCCGGGGGCAACCGGGCAAACACGCUCCACUACAUCAGCAAUAAUCAGGUUAUAAACGAUGGGGAGCUGGUGCUGGUGGACGCAGGCUGCGAGUACCACGGUUACGUCUGUGACAUCACCAGGACCUGGCCAAUCAGUGGCAAGUUCACGGAGCCACAGAGACAGCUGUAUGAGGCCGUCCUGAGCAUCCAGAAGACGUGCCUGAACCUUUGUCGUCCCGAGAUCUCGCUGGACCACAUCUACACUGUCAUGCUGAACCUGAUCGGGAUGAAACUGAAAGAUUUGGGGAUAGUCCGGGACAAGGAAGGCCACGAGCUCACGCAGCCCGGGCGGUACUGCCCCCACCACAUCAGCCACUACCUCGGAAUGGACGUCCACGACACGCCGGACAUGUCCCGAUCCUCCAAACUAGCUGGAAUCUACGUCAAGGAAGACGAUCAGUCGGCGCCACCCGAGUUCCGUGGGAUCGGGAUCCGGAUCGAGGAUGAUGUGUUGAUCACGGACGGGGAUCCCCAGAUCCUGACUCGCAACUGCCCCAAGGAAGUGCACGAGAUCGAACAGCUGAUGGCAUGAAACAUGAGCCACCUGUACAAGCAGAGAUGAAUCAUGUGUACUUUGUAGUGUAAACCUCUGUUCCAGCACAAGAGAAGUACACUACACACAAUAGUGGUGUGUACCUAAAGCCC